Molecule: messenger RNA, 960 nt
Organism: Mustela lutreola (European mink)
Lineage: Eukaryota; Metazoa; Chordata; Mammalia; Carnivora; Mustelidae
Product: Fc receptor-like protein 4
Exons: 4
Coding region: 1-837 (278 amino acids)
Biological process (GO): cell surface receptor signaling pathway
Molecular function (GO): transmembrane signaling receptor activity
Source: RefSeq, a predicted model, not a curated record
AUGUCAGGAAGGGCUCCAGGGGAUCUGGGCUACCAGCUGAGCACUGACCUGCCCCACGAUGUCUACGAAGGAGACGAGGUCGUGGUGCGGUGCUCUGGGGUGAGCGGCAGCAUGACAGGGGAGGUGAUGUACUACAAGGAUGAGUCUCUGCCGGCCACUCACUACCACGCCUCAGGCUACACCACCCCAAACGCGAGCCCCAGUGACAGCGGCUCCUUGUCGCGUGAGGUCCGCCAGCUGGUCUUCUACAGAUUGACGACAGAGAGGACGAGGUCUGUACGGCUCACGGUCCAAGAGCUGUUUCCGGCUCCCACACUGACCGUCAGGCCCUCGCAGCCCACCGAGGGAAGCUCAGUGACCCUGUCCUGUGACACCCAGCUUCCCAGGGACAGGUCGGGGACGCAGCUUCGCGCCUCCUUCUUCAGGGAUGAACACACCCUGAGAUCGGACGGAAACGCAUCGGAGUUUCAGAUCUUGGCCAUAUGGAGGGAGGACCAGGAUACUACUGGUGUGCGGUGGCCACGGCGUGUCCCAGUGUCUGCCGUGCUCCUGGAGACCCUGCCCCAGGGGGGCCACGUGCUUGCAGGGGAGCGUCUGGUCCUCGUCUGCUCUGUGGCUGAAGGCACAGGGGACACCACGUUCUCCUGGCAUAGAGAGGACACGGGGGAGCGUCUGGGGAGCACACGUCAGCGUUCCCAGAGAGCAGAGCUGGAGAUCCCUGCUGCCGAGGGGAGUCACACAGGGUGGUACUACUGCACAGCGGACAACGGCCUCGGCCUCGCCCGCAGCGGGGCCCUGAACGUCACCGUCACAGGUGAGUGUCGCUCUCCUGAUUAGCCAGUGACUGAGCAGUCUCCUUCUGUGGCAGUGAGGCUGUACCAAGGAUGACGAGGGACAGGCCAUGAGGAGGUUAAGAAACCACCUGAACGCGGCCGGCUAUCUGUGAGGUGGCGGGGCAGU